Molecule: messenger RNA, 1427 nt
Organism: Cryptotermes secundus
Lineage: Eukaryota; Metazoa; Arthropoda; Insecta; Blattodea; Kalotermitidae
Exons: 3
Coding region: 327-860 (177 amino acids)
Source: RefSeq, a predicted model, not a curated record
UUUAGAAGACUGUACAGUAGAGGGCGCAGUACUUUUCUGUAUAUACAUUUAUUUUUCACAAUAAAGAAAAUUCCGAUAUAAUCCGACGUACGAAAGACGUGCACAAAAAUUAAUUUAAUGCAAGAAAAUGAUUAUAAUGCAACUUUUGCUUUCAUAGAUACUGACUACGGGGUCGGAGUUCGAGUCCCGGUAGGGUUAAGAAUUUUAACUUCUCUCUCUUCUCCAUGUCGUCCAGUGCGGCUGUGGGGUCCGCACCCCCAUACACCUUUAUGGCGUUCAUGGCGUAGUGCUUAAGUGGUUAAGUACAGCUGUAUUUUUACCUUAUUAUGACAGAAGCGUUGCUAAGUAGCAGGAAACGAGUUCGAAGCAGUAGCUGCGAAGAAGAUUGCUGUGAUUUCAUGCCACUAUCAAAGAGAAUAAAUAAUUUACGCAUCAAUAAUGUAAAUUGCUGCAACAGUAUUGGGUACCAGCAUCUUAAACAUCCUGUCACAAAACAGGAUACCCUUUUUGAACCAGGUUCUGAUGAAUGGGGAUGUAUGGAACCAAGUGGAGAAUACCUAAAAUUAAAUGGAAAUGAAUUACUCUGUCAUCAUAGUUACCAGAGUGGAAAUGACUGUGAUGCUGCACUGCAGUCUACCUGUAGUGCUAACAGCGGCAUUCCUGGCCAUCCUGAGCAGCCUCUAGAAGUCAGUGGUAGUCGCCAGUGUUUGCACCCUAAUAGCUGGAUGACAAACCAGAUCUUAUCUCAGUAUAGCCCAGACCUCGAUGCUUCAGAAAACCCAUAUUACUAUGAAAGUAACAAGUUACUGUUUGCUUUGUACAUGGAACGGUUACAUCGUAAUGGAAGUACUCUCUACUGAUCAUGUUUCUUCCACUUUUUCUGGUGGCUCUCUUAUUGAUUAAUGGUUUGAAAAAUAAGUGCGUCAAGCAGCAGAAAUGUGCUGUGUAGUUAUUUUAAGAAAAAUUAGUGGAUUCAGAUUGUAGCUAAACAAAGACUUGUAUGUACAACCAGUGGAAAUCUUAGUUCUUAGUGCCAUGUUGAAGUAUAUUUAAUGUCUAUGUGUUUAGCUCUAGAGCCAGAAUAUGGGGUUUGAUUCCCAGCAGGGGCAAGAUUUUUCUAUUCUGAAGGCCCACUCUGGAACCCACGCAUCCUCCUAUCCGGUGGGUACCAGGGGUGAUAUCCCCAGUUACAGAUUGGCCAGGCUAUGAAGCUAUCAGUUAGUUCCAUCUAAUGCGAAGGUCAAGAGUGAUGGUGCUACACUCCACUCCCCCAUAUGUCUUCAUGACAGCGCUUAAUUAAUUAAGCACAAGGACAACUUCACCCUGUGCAAGUAACACUAUUGACAGGAUCAUAUUUACAUUUAAUGACAUUAAUGUCUAACUAACUCCAUGAAGAUGAACCCUUUAUGAGAAGCCGCCAGUUGCGC